This is a messenger RNA of Sipha flava (yellow sugarcane aphid), 708 nucleotides long. RefSeq lists its product as uncharacterized. NCBI's taxonomy places the organism in Eukaryota, Metazoa, Arthropoda, Insecta, Hemiptera, Aphididae. The transcript is spliced from 2 exons. The record is from RefSeq and is a predicted model, not a curated record. The coding region runs from base 34 to 708 and encodes 224 amino acids.
UGUGAUUAUAAUUUGUGUUUUACGUAUUAUAUAAUGGGAGAUAAUACAGAAAUAAUUACGGGUGAUAUCCCUGAACUCGAAGGUUGUAUGCCUCUGCAGCCUGAAGAGGUAACUACUAUUUCUCCAACAACGAAAAAUAAAACUGGAAAAUGUGUGUCCAGUAGUCAAAAAAUAAUGAUUGUUAAUAUUUACAAGGAUAUCAUUUCUAAAACACCAGGCAUAAAAUAUUUGGAUAUUAUUAACCGUAUUAGAGAGUUAACUGGUUUGGGACGAGACACCGUAAAGAAUACUAUCAGUCAGUACAAAACCACAAAAACAGUAUCUUCUCCCAACAGGAAAAGAGCAAAGGCUUCACUGUUUGACAAAAUUGAUGAUCUUGACCGCACAGGAUUACGUCGGACAAUCCAUUCUGUUUGGUUAAAGCGUGAACUACCAACCAUCGACCGAAUUUUAUUUGAUGUCAACGCGGAUCCGUCGCUUCCAAAUUUUAAAAGAACAUCUUUGUAUCGUGUCAUCAAAAAAAUUGGAUUUUGUAUUUGCAAAAAGAACAAGAUGCAGUGUGCUGACCGAGAGGGAAGACCUUAUUGUUUGGCGUCGCAAGUAUUUAUACGACAUUCGAAAAUACAGACAAGAAGGUCGAACUAUAUAUUAUCUGGACGAGACUUGGUUGAACGCCGGCGAUUGUGUCGAUCAUGUUUGGAAGGAUAA